GAGGAUGCCGUUUUUGGAAUGAAAGAGGAGGAGGAGGAGGACAUGACUGUCACAGGGAAAGGAGAGGAAGAAGCUUUCAGGGUGAAAGAGGAUGUUUUAGUGAAGGAAGACGAGGACCUUUUUCAAGUGAAAGAGGAGGAAGAAGUUUUGAGAGUGAAAGAGGAGGGGAAGGAAGAGAAGAUGACUGUCACAGUGAAAGAGGAGGAGGAGGAUGAAGAGGAGGAGACUGGAGAUCAGAUUAACACCAGAGAGAGACCAAACUCUCACUCUGACAGCGGGAAGAGUCCUUCAGGGGAACCAGACCUAGAGAUGCCCAAACCAGCGAGACCACACCAGUGUUCCCACUGUGCAAAGAGUUUUAAGUGGGUAUGUUACCUGAAAGAACAUGACAGAAUACACACAGGAGAAAAGCCUUUCCAAUGUUCCCAGUGUGGAAAGAGUUUUACCCAAUUAGGGAGCCUGAAAAUACAUGAGAGAAUGCACACGGGAGAGAAACCGUACCACUGUUCCCAGUGUGAAAAUACUUUUUUCUCGUCAGGGGACCUGCUAAAGCAUAAAAGAACACACUCUGUAGAGAGGACCUACCAAUGUUCCCAGUGUGAAAAGAGUUUUAUCCAAUUAGGGAACCUGAAAAGGCAUUCGAGAACACACACAGGGGAGAAGCCCUACUACUGUUCAGACUGUGGAAAGAUAUUUACCCAGCUAGGGAACCUAAAAAGGCAUGAGAGGACACACAAAGGUGAAAAACCUUUCCAAUGUUCCCACUGUGAAAAGAGUUUUACAGAGUUUGGGAGCAUGACAAGACAUGAGAGAAUACAUACAGGGGAGAAGCCUUACCACUGCUCCCAAUGUGAAAUGAGAUUUUCCUCAUCAUGGUGCCUAAAAUCACACAAGAGGACACACUUAGGAGAGAAGCUUUUCCAAUGCUCCCAGUGUGUAAAGAGUUAUACCCGGUUAGGGGACCUGAAAAGACAUGAGAGGACACACACAGGAUAAACGGAUAAACCUCAUCACUGCUCCCAGUGUUGCAAGAGUUUUAUCCAGUUAGGGAGCCUGAAAAUACAUAAGAGAAUACACUCUGGAGAGAAGCUUUACCACUGAUCCCACUGUGGAUUGAAAUUCACCUGGUUAAGGCAACUAAAAGAGCAUGUAAAUCCACACCUGGGAGAAACGUUAUCAAUGCUCCCAGUGUGGAAAGAGAUAUAUUAUAUGACACACAGUGCAUUUGUCUCAUAUUUUUGACUAAGAAUGUGUUUUUGUUUAUGCCACAAUAAAUCAUAUUGUAAAAAAGCAUAAAUAAAUGUGUAUGUUUUUUAUU
Coregonus clupeaformis (lake whitefish) is the source of this 1318-nucleotide messenger RNA. RefSeq names its product gastrula zinc finger protein XlCGF17.1-like. The coding region runs from base 19 to 996 and encodes 325 amino acids. The record is from RefSeq and is a predicted model, not a curated record. Gene Ontology annotation, molecular function: RNA polymerase II cis-regulatory region sequence-specific DNA binding; DNA-binding transcription factor activity. The transcript is spliced from 2 exons. NCBI's taxonomy places the organism in Eukaryota, Metazoa, Chordata, Actinopteri, Salmoniformes, Salmonidae. Gene Ontology annotation, biological process: regulation of transcription by RNA polymerase II.